AUUAAAUUAUUAUUAAAAACUAGUUUAAUUAACUUGAAUAUGCGAGAAAUUCGCCGAUAUUUAUUUUGGAUUGGGUACGAUGGAUCGAAAUUUCCUGAAAUGGCAAAAGGAGGCACUGGUUUCGGAGUUAUGGAUCUUCUUAAUCAGACAAUCUCAACUUCUAUAUUCGGGUCUCGGUGCGAACAAACUCCAAAUUGCUCGGAUCGAUUAAAGUUUUCUCCGAGUAGUCGAACUGAUGCAAAAGUUCACGCAAUCAGAAAUUCAGUUAUUUGCCAAGUUCCCCUGGAAUACGCAGAACUCGAUAAAACUCCUGAAACAAAAAAAGCAUUCAUGACAUCCUGGAAAAAUACAAUUGAUGUUGCCAAUCCUGGAUCCUUGGAAAUUCACGAUGUUCACUCGGAGGACAUUAUCACUCAGAAGAGCUCCAUAUAGUCACUACAAAACGCGCUAAAGUGCACUCUUUCUGACUCCGCCUCUUCACACUUCUCUGCGCUUCUUCAUUCUGUUUGGAAGACGAAUCACCCAUGACAACACACGAAUUCUGAUUUUAUCACAUGUCUACUUUUCAGUUGAGCUGCGAAAAAGUACACGUAUCGUAUGGCAGUAUGUCGUUCUUGGGAACUUUGGGAAUCAAUUCGCCAGGAGCCAUCAAUAUCCUGCUUCUCAGAAAGAGACUAUGCUUGGCGAUUACCCCCGGGAUUUUCAGCACAUAAAGUUCUCCAGGCUGGAAAGCUUUUCGAGGGAGAACAAGUGAUGGGAUCGUUCUUCAAGCACACUGCUCGUGAAAAACGAUAUGAACCUAUCAGUCCCACAGCUCUGAAAUACAUUUUUCAUGUUGGAUUAUCAAAAGGAGAAGCUUAUUCAAUGGAAAACGAUAUUUAUGACUAUUACAAUGUCACAAUUGUCGCGAAAUCUUUUGUUCGGGAGCAGAUUCGUCGCAUGAUGUCUUGUCUGGUGAACUAUUCUUACGAUCGUAUACCUCUUACAACAAUAGAAUGGCUUUUAUCAAAUCCCAUCAGUUCUAAUUUCUUCGAUUUAGGUAUUCCUGUUGCUCCUCCACAGGGAUUAUUUCUCACAGACGUAGUGUAUGAUCCUCGAAUGUUUACAAAUCCCGAGCCUUAUUUUUUACACUCCUGGGAUUAUGAUUAGAAUUUUAAU
Caenorhabditis elegans is the source of this 1158-nucleotide messenger RNA. It is a transcript of the gene Y73B6BL.29, whose product is annotated as tRNA pseudouridine synthase. Gene Ontology annotation, biological process: RNA modification; pseudouridine synthesis. The record is from RefSeq and is marked reviewed. Gene Ontology annotation, molecular function: RNA binding; tRNA pseudouridine(38-40) synthase activity; pseudouridine synthase activity. The transcript is spliced from 7 exons. The coding region runs from base 598 to 1149 and encodes 183 amino acids. Lineage: Eukaryota; Metazoa; Nematoda; Chromadorea; Rhabditida; Rhabditidae.